UAAUAAUAUGAGCCAGGAAAGCUGAAAAGUUGGAUCGCAUCAUUCACGCGUCGUAUGUUAUACUAAGGCACCUCAAACAAUGCUGGAAAGUACAAUUCUAAACCAUCGACAGCAUGUUGGACUGCAAAAACUCUCAGCGCUGGCAGGAGUCUCACAUUCCUGUUUGGGUCCUAAUAAAAAGUACAAGUUCAUCCAAGAUGACGUGUGUGGGGAAUCAGCUCUUGCGUGUUCGUGUUUUCGUAUUAUUGAGAGCCUAGAGUUGACCUGUGCAGUCGGUCAGCUAGUUCACGAGACCAUUCAAGCCCACCAGAACGUCUACCAUACAGGGUCGGGAUGCUUGCUGUUUCUCGCUGGAGCUUGGAGCCGUGCUGCCCUGGACUGUCUUCAGAGAGGAAUUUCAGUGGCACACAUAAUCUCGGCUAUGUCUGAAGGGAUGGAUGUAUGCAUGGAUGUCUGCAGGAAAUGCACCAUUUCAACUGAGGGUCUUGCUGUGAAGAGAGACACUGCGACAUCCAGUGGUUUACAACUUCAGCUGGCAGAGAAACUAACCACGAAUGCCUCACGGGUAUCAAACGUUAAUCACAAGACUCUAAACAUCAGUGAACAGAGAAAAAUAAAGCUCAGCAGGCAUUUUUGUGAGACCAAGCCUCAACCUCAGCUUCCUGACAUUACACACAUUGCUGAGGGAUUGAGCCACGGUUGUGACGACACAAUGACACUAGUAGUCGAAGCUUUUCAGAGGCUCUUAAAAACAAAUCAGCAAGACACCAGUCAGUUCAUGUUUGACAUAUCUAAAGUGGUCACAUGUGUGUUGCCUGGUUUACCAGAGCAGCAUGCUUGCGUUGUUCCAGGCUGUGUUGUUCUUCUCUCUGCUGAACAAACUCUGGUUGCCCAUCACUUAAAUGAACAACACCUGAAGGUUGUUCUCAUCAAUGGAGAUUUAUCAGACACCUAUCGACACCUUGGCUUUAAAAGGCUGAAAGGUGUACAGCGUGUGAGUGACCAGUUGUCAGCUUCGAGCAGAGAGGAUGAAUGGUUGGCAAAGGUAGUUGGACUUCUGUUAAAUCUGGAAGUGAAGCUGAUACUAGUCAGUGGGCUUGCUAGUGAGAAAGUGAUCCAGCGCUGUUGUACACAUCAUGUACUUGUGGUGGAGAAAGUGAAGGUUUCAGUUUUGAAGACUUUUGCAGAUUCAACUGGAGCCAUUCCGGUGACUUAUGCCACGCAGUUGAGUAAACACUGUGUUGGCAGCGGGGCGGGGGUGAAGAUAUGGAGGGACCUCGGCAGCCAUGACAGCAAAUCUGCAACAGCUGUGAAUGUUUCCGCCGGUAUGAGCAGCGAACUGGUGACGGUGGUCCUUACAAGCUGCGUACACGGCAAGCUGCAGGCGCUGGAGGAUCAGUUUUGGGCCUGUGCGUAUCGUUUACACCAUGCGCUGAAAGACAGAGCCCUUCUACCUGGUGCUGGACGGACAGAAAUGCUUUGUAUUCAUCACCUAAAACAACUAGUGGAGUGCAGCAGAGAGACGAAUCACAGCCAACAAACCACAAGAGGGACGGCAGCUAACCACUACAGGGGUGUAGUGUUGCACCUAAUGGCAGAAGGUUUAAUAGAUUACAUAUCCACUGUAAUGGUUAACACAGGGAGGUUUUCAAAAGUCAAAGCCAGGAUGGUGCUGAGCCGACAACUGCAGAACUGUAACAAACAUUUAGGUAUUUCUGAAAACUUCUCACAGCUUUUCUUGGAGGAUGACGGAGAGGAUAGUGCAGUUUUCUCAGAAAUGAAACCUGUCGAAGCAGUGGAAAUUUAUGAUAAUCUGAGCGUAAAGCAAGAAGCAUGGAGGAAGGCCUUAGAUCUCGUUUUCCUGGUUUUACAGACUGAUGCAGAGGUCAUCACAGGUGUGGGCCAAAAAACUGAUGCUGCACUGGAAAAUGUGACCCUGUUAUGAUCUUUAGGCAUCAUCUCUAAGACCUACUUGACUGUACACAACUUUAAUUACUGAUAGGAGAAAAUGUUUAUUUUGACUGUGACUCUUUUUUGGAAUUUUUUUUUGUAUAUAAUUUGUACAAAGUACAAUAAAGUCUUUUUAUUUUCUGA
Messenger RNA from Acanthochromis polyacanthus (spiny chromis), 2094 nucleotides. It is a transcript of the gene bbs12, whose product is annotated as Bardet-Biedl syndrome 12. The transcript has 2 exons. Lineage: Eukaryota; Metazoa; Chordata; Actinopteri; Pomacentridae. Gene Ontology annotation, biological process: chaperone-mediated protein complex assembly; photoreceptor cell maintenance. The record is from RefSeq and is a predicted model, not a curated record. Bases 80 to 1945 code for a protein of 621 amino acids. Gene Ontology annotation, molecular function: ATP binding.